AUGGUCAUUCUCUAUGCCCACAUCCUCUGCAUCACCCGCCAAGAAGCACAAGCCAUAGAGAAGGUCGAUUUAUGGAUGCGCAUCUGCAAUCUAUGUACCAAGGCUUUUCGGUCUUGCUGUGAUAUGCAGUUUGAAGGCUCGAUCACGAUGGAUGGCACCUCAGUGUCAGUUUACUUGAAACAUCCUGAAGCUGACAAGUAUGGAAAGCACAGCAGUGGAGGGAAGAAGUCAGCAAAGACCCUAGAAGCUGAGGUGAAGGCAGUAUAUGUGGAGAACAACUUGCCUGCUUGUUGA
Spizellomyces punctatus DAOM BR117 is the source of this 294-nucleotide messenger RNA. RefSeq lists its product as uncharacterized. The coding region runs from base 1 to 294 and encodes 97 amino acids. The transcript has a single exon. Lineage: Eukaryota; Fungi; Chytridiomycota; Chytridiomycetes; Spizellomycetales; Spizellomycetaceae. The record is from RefSeq and is a predicted model, not a curated record.